Symbiodinium pilosum is the source of this 942-nucleotide messenger RNA. The record is from the annotation of a GenBank genome assembly. Lineage: Eukaryota; Dinophyceae; Suessiales; Symbiodiniaceae.
AUGGUGGCGCAGGCCGCGUCAGAAGAGAAGGUGUCCAUGCAAGUAUACUUCGACGUAGUCGCCAAGAAGGAAGGUUUCCAUUUCCGUGCUCUGGAUGGAAAGACUCCUUAUGCGCCCACGGACGCCAGCAUACAAUUUGAUUUCGGAAUGCCAGCCGAUGUGGAGCGGUUGUACUCGGUCGAGGCGAACAGCUCGGGCUUGAAUGUCACAGUGGAGCAAGCAUUGACGCAUGGUGGUUGGUUGCUUUGGAUCCAUGAUUCGUCGCAUCUGAAGGUGGCGUCCUGGCUCCAGAUCUUUGUGGGUUUGUCGUUUCCUAACUGUGCCUUGUCCUUCCUUGCUCCCGUGGAAACAAACAUGACGAUACCAUGUAGAGCCCUCGCAUCCGAGCACGCAGGGGCAAUCUGUGACUUAAACCUCGAUGACUUCAAACAGCAGCAACAAAAUUGGGGCUCUCUCCAUCUUGUAGGGGUGGCAAGCUGCUCUUGGAUGGAUGCCUUCAAUGAACCUGUGCCGCAGCUGUUUCUGCGUGUGGGAGUGAAGUCAGAGCCCUUGGAUGUUGCCGUUGUCCUCCAUUCCGAUCACGUCCUACCGUGGACAUCUGUCGUAUGUGCCACGGAGGCAUCUUGUGAGAACAUCUAUGUCACGAACCAGACUCAGCAGCCGAACGCAAGUCUGACAAUGACCUGGCUUUCGCCCACCUGCCAUAUCAUUUCGGCACACUGGAAAGGAGGCAGCAAGGAUGGCCUGUCGGUACGCUCUAGUCCCGGCUCCUGCGAGGCUAACCUGGGCAAAUCUGCGGCAUGCGGAGGAAAGCUCACCUCCUUUUCCGUCGAUGUGCCUUGGGAGCCAUUGCCUCCCUGGAAGCAAGUUGAUGUUGUAUAUGAUUGUGGUUUCUUCCUCCAGCCAACAUGGAGGUAUUACCUGGUCCCUGCGAGCUGGUAG